AUGUUCAGUUUUUAAUAACAAUCGUCAAUCACCAGUAAAAUUAAAAACUAUUUGUAAAUUGUAAGUCAUUCAUUUGUUUGUUUCUUAUUUACUGUUACUUAUAAUUUAAGACUGAGCUAACGUCUGAUAAUUUAAGAAGUAAUUUUGAGAAAGUUUUAUUUAUGGUAACUAAAAUGCCAGAAGGAGAAUCAGAGCCAGUUUCACUUGUGACAAUCAAAGAGCCAGUUGAUUUAAUUCGCCUUAGUGUUGAUGAACGAAUCUAUGUUAAGAUGCGCCACGACCGAGAAUUACGUGGUCGACUUCAUGCUUUUGAUCAACAUUUAAACAUGGUAUUAGGAGAAGCUGAAGAAACUAUUACUACAAUUGAAGUAGAUGAAGAAACAUUUGAAGAAGUAUAUAAAACUACUAAACGUACUAUACCUAUGUUGUUUGUUAGAGGGGAUGGGGUUAUACUUGUGUCUCCUCCUUCUACUACAUCAUAAUGUAUUUUUAUUUAUCAUUGAUAUAAUAUACAACAGCCAACUUGUAUAUGUAACUAUUUUGUCAAAUUGUGUUUAAAAUAAAUAUUUAAUAGAUUAARUUCUAAUAAUUAAAAAUAUAUAUAUAAAAUUAUAUUAUUUA
Messenger RNA from Diuraphis noxia (Russian wheat aphid), 621 nucleotides. RefSeq names its product U6 snRNA-associated Sm-like protein LSm3 (gene LSm3). Gene Ontology annotation, molecular function: RNA binding. Gene Ontology annotation, biological process: mRNA splicing, via spliceosome. The record is from RefSeq and is a predicted model, not a curated record. Lineage: Eukaryota; Metazoa; Arthropoda; Insecta; Hemiptera; Aphididae.